Eimeria necatrix is the source of this 5952-nucleotide messenger RNA. RefSeq lists its product as hypothetical. The coding region runs from base 1 to 5952 and encodes 1983 amino acids. Gene Ontology annotation, molecular function: protein binding. The transcript has 3 exons. The record is from RefSeq and is a predicted model, not a curated record. Gene Ontology annotation, cellular component: Cul4-RING E3 ubiquitin ligase complex. Gene Ontology annotation, biological process: cellular response to UV-B. NCBI's taxonomy places the organism in Eukaryota, Apicomplexa, Conoidasida, Eucoccidiorida, Eimeriidae.
AUGGUGUUGCCGGCCAGCCGCAGGCAGCCAGGGCGGCAAGUGUUCCAUUCUCCCCGGCUGACUCAGCAGUUAGAAGCGGGGCUGUUUGCAGAUGGAGACUCUUGCCGCAACAAGACUCCCCGAGGCAGCACGACUGUUGCAGCCACGGGAGAGCCUGAAGCACGAUGUCGUGGGUGCCACGCUAUGACGCCGCAGGGAUGUUUGGAGGGCUCGAUCAUGGGGCCUUCGGAACACGCGAUCUGUAGAACAAGGCCUGCGACGCCUCCAAGAGUGCAGCUUAGCUCUACUUAUCGCAUAGAGGAGCAUAAAUCUACCAUGACAAGCUCUGAGGGCCCGUCGGACUUAGGCGGCCUAGGUUUUUUUGGCCGACCCCUGUGGUUUUGUGACAGCGCAGGUAGCGAAGAGUCUGUGGCAUCUGAAAAAUCGGGCAGAUGUACAGCUCGCUCACAGCCUGAGAAGCCGACAGUGCUGCCUCUCUCCCAGACUCCAUUGCCUGCUGCGGUGUUUGGACAUGUAGCCAUCUUCCUGGAUGCUGAGGAUGUAGUAGCGCUUGCGUCUGUCUGUAAAAGCCUCCGAUGGAUAGCUUAUCACAGAGACACAUGGAGGGCGCUUUGUUUCUCAGCUGGCCUUGUUAAAUGUUCCCCCAAUGCUGGUGUGCUUCGUCGGCAGUAUCGGAAGAGGGUUGGAGAGAAAACGGUCAAGUGCGCUUCUAACUCCAAGCAAACAGGACCGAACCCUGAGUCGCGUCUCCACAGAAAUCUUUUAAAGCAGGGAAAGAGUAGCUUUUAUGUGGACAACAUAAUUCUCAAUUCCCUAGAAAGCAAUCAAAGUUGCUUAGGCGCGGGAAACUUGAGCGACGCUGAUCAGGCGGACUCCUCAUCGUCGGAUUCAACAGCCCGCAGCCGGUGUGAAGGUAGGCGAUCCGACCCCUCUAGUGCUUGUGAAGAGUUCUUAUGGCCUACACGUUGUCAUCCGAAAUUCAUUCACCAGCGGACUGCUGCGAAUACGGCGCACGGAGCAGGGACGCACUGCAGAGGGCUCCAAGUCUUGCCUGGAUGCACAUUGCACGAGUCAGUGGACUGGCGUUUCCUGUUUCUGCUUAAUCGGGUUAGCCCGGGUCCCAGGAUUUAUAUUCACGUCAGGGAACUAGAGCUGCAAUUUCCUAUGCACCCUGCGGUUCCUGAUCUCACAAGUGCUUGCCGCUGUUCCACGCUUGGAGGACCGUCUUCGGUUGAUGGUCAGGAUUGCGGCGGCGGGGAACAUGAAAAGCAGCGUCAAUUCAAGUGCAGUAACCGGGACAAGUGGCUAAACCCUCAAGACUUUGUUUCUACGUUUGUUAAAAGGGCACUCAACAUUCGUCAACCCAUGAGACUGCGUCACUUGAGACCAGGAAACAGGCCUGGACUAUGCGUAGCAGAAAUUCUACGCGACCAGCACUAUUUACUUGAAUGGCAGGUCUCACUGCGCUAUCUGCAGGAGCCGUUUGCGCACUCGUCAUGUUUUGCUGCCGAGGCAACUGGCGACUGCACCUGCGUGUGGCCACUUCCGCCCUACGGCACGCUUGAAUCAGACGCGCUAGCCCAAUUGGGCCGCGGCUGGAGGCGUGAGGAGAGAAGGACGAUUCCUAAUAUUGUGGACGAUAACCGUCCAAGGCCAUCGCGGCAAACACCAGAAGUGGAUGGAGUGCAGGAUGACCGGUUGAUUUUCGACGUUCUUGGCCGCGAAAGCGUGUUUGCAACCCUUCUCUCACCUCUCUCUAAUGGAACAACUGCGGCAGCUAUUUUCGUUGGGGCACUGCUCGUUGCAGUUGCAACCUCUAGUGCGACAGCAGCGAUCACAACUGCUGCGGCCGCGACGGCAACACUUGCUGCUCGCCACUCCAGGAUAUUCAGAGUGGACCUGCAUGUAAUUGAAAGAGAUGAACACGAGGAUGACCAGGAGGAAGUAGCGGAAUGCGAUAUACAGCCCACUCGCCUUGUCUCUGGCUUCACGGCGCAACGAGGGGCGGUAAACGCUCCGUCAUCCAACAGCGGUUACGGAAAUCACGGGCAGAUGGGAGGUGAAUCUGCUCCAGCUGGGUCUGGGCAGGCACUUUGUGUGACUAGCUCUGUGGUGAAUGCAGCACCUGUAAACGGGCAAACAGGAGAGUAUGAAAGCAUUCAUUCUCGUUUAGGUCUGCCGUGCUUCCAGCGGAUUUUUGCGGAUCGUCUUCGACGCCUCCUGCGCUCGUCGACACUUGCAAGCGCCGCACUGACCGAAGCCUCUUUGGCUUUAGCCUCUACCGUUUUCAGCAGCAUCUCAAGGGAUGCACUGACAACUGCAGCGAAUGUUCUUGCAGCGGCUAGUGCGGCGUUCACUUCAGUAUUACGCCCACCCGGCGCAGCAAGAUCCAGGAAUAGUCUUCAGCUAGGAGGUUCAGCUUGUGUGCUGCCGCCAGAAAAGCAGCUGCCUCUACAGGGUGCCAUCCAGUUGACGACACCCUUAGGUUUUCCCCUAGAUACAGAGACAGAGGGGAAAUAUGGGGGGAAAUCCCUCGAAGCUUCUACUCCUGCCAAAAGCGGAGGAAAGCCCCAAAGAACAUCUGCCCCUGUGAAUGAGUUUCGGCCCUUCAAAAUACCUUCAGAAUUCAAGAUACCAACUCAAGAGGAGCUGUUUAAUGAACAGGAGCUCCGUGACGUGGUGCGACGUGGUGCGUCGGAAGAUUCAGCGUGUCAUCGUUCACCUUCCGCAACACGUGCGCAGCCCCGUAGAUCCCAUUCUUUUUUGUCUGUCUGUAUUGGACAGCUUGGAGCUUUUCGCCGUCGAAGCGGCUGCUCGAUGCCAGCAAGAGCCACCCGAUAUCCGGAUGCCAGCGACAGCCCUGCCGAGUCGGAAAGUAGUUGGCCGUUGGUAGCCAAUGCGGAAACAGCAGGCACAGGUGCGUCAGUUCUGCGACACCAGAGGCAUCAUAGGGCAUUAAGUUCUUGGCACAGUUCAAGGCAAGCAAGUGAAAAUCAUCUGUCAAGCGCCAGAGAAACGGAACGCGAAGAAGCAUCUUCAAGUGACCAGGAGCAUCCUAGGUCUCGUGAAGUGAGCGCGACAGGUGCUAAUUGGACAUCGACACGCGAGUUUUUUGCGCAAAACUUCAGCCUACCUACAGAGGGCUGGAGGGUGGAGAACCCACCUUUGCAACCUGGUCAUGGUUUGUUGCUUUUUGUGCGCACCUGUCUACCACCAGCAAAUGGUGUUAUGUGGCCGCGCGGGAUGCAGGAUUGCUGCGGCUCUGGUACCGAGUGGGACGCUGCAGCUGCAGCGUCAUGGACGGCACUUCCAGAGGAUGUCCCACUGCUCUUGCCGGCUGAUGCAACAGCAGCUGACUUGGCCCGAUUGCUUUUCCUCACCCUGGCCGAUAGGAAGUAUAUGCUGCCAUUAAUCUCUGCUGAGCGAUCAGGGGAGACAACAAUGAGCGGCACACACUUGUAUAACAGGGGAAGUCGCCCUCAAUCUCGCCGCCGCAAAGGGAAAGGCGGCCAAGCAGCUCAUUUAUCUCGGUCUUCUGUCCUACGCUUCUGGCUUGCAUCAACCCAUCCAAGCAGGGAGCAUCAUCUUGAGCAGCAGCCAUUACCCUCGGCAAAGUUGACUGCAGACUUGCGUCUCAUGUCAUGUGAGCGCCUGACGCUUACUGUUAUGCCUUUUUCUUCUGCCAGGCGUGCUGCGUCGGCAUGCACACGCUGUUUGACACUGACAUGCGAUAUAAAGAACUUUUCUGAGCAGAAACACGGGCGUCGUAGGGGAAAUUCAGUGGGUAGUCAGAAUGGCAUUGGCUGGUCAUCGUGGAGUGCGCAUCAGCACGAUUCUGCGGACAGGAGGGUGCCAAAGGACUCAAGCCCGUGGUUGUUAUCUCCGCUUUUCACUUGGGCACAGGAUUGCACGCUUUCAGUGGUGAUGGAUACACCGGCUGACGGUGAACCCACUUUAGUCCUGCAUCGUGAAGCUGCUUCGGAGCCCAUUCGCCGGAUGGUUGAGUCAAGCGACGUUCAGGCGCAACUGCAGCCACAGCAGGAGGAGCAGAUGCUAACUGGACAGUUUCAACCCUUGCCUGAUCAGUCCGCCACAGAGAAUCGUCUUCCUGACGGGCUUGAGGGAUCCUUGUCUCCUGAUUGUACAAUGCUGGAUGGGUUGCAGACAGCGCAGCCGUCCAGUGCUUUGAGCUUGCCUGAUGAAAAUGCAGUGCGGAGUGGUCAGAUUGCCGAAAAUUCUAGCACUUCGUCGGAUUGCGGCGUGCAUCUAACAGCGCCUGCGGAUCCUUCUCCUCAGCGACCUACGGGCAUCCUGGUAGCAGAGCUGGACUCAAAGCCUUGCAAGCCAUGGAUUCUGCAGUCGUCCGUGAAUGCGCGGCAGUUUGAGUACCACCCAGAAAAGAGGAGUGUGCUACUUACGGGCAACAAUGAUGGAAGGGUGCGUGUUCUUGACUGGGAGCGAGACGCUGUACUGGGGACAGAACUUGUGGAUAGCCAUCCAAUUUUAGGACUUUCCUGGCUCAAACACCACCCCGAAUUGUUUGUUUGUGCUGCUGGAGUUUCCGGCAUUCCAUACGUUGUUCGCUGGAGAGAACAAGAUGAAUUUUUUUCGAACGAGCUAAAGGGCGAGCGUGGGAGGAUGACCAAGGCUGCAGUUUCCUCUUCACAGCCAUUUCCAUCCCUAAACGCCCAGUCUAGACAGCCUGCGCUGCAGCAGCAAGGUACGGAGGCGGGUGAGUGUGAAGCAAAUCAUGAAGAGCAAUACUCCGCUGACCGUGAAGAUUGUUUGGACAUCUCGACAGUGACGGCUGCAUUGACGUGGAUUAGGAGCUGUGGUCGGGGUGACCGGCUUAGUAGGGAAGGCACUGCGUCUUUGCGGAUUGUGCAUCAGUACUGCGCGUGCGAUGACCUGAGCUCUGUCUCCGUUAACAGUACAGAUGACUACUUGCUUGUGUCAGGGAGAAGCCCAGACCUUACCAUACAUGAUGUGGCCACUGGCGCAAGGUUAGGCGCCUUGAGGAAUCUCCAUUCUGACAGUAUUAACAUCGUGAGAUUUGCACACACAUCUCCUCAUCUUUUCGUCACAGCAUCUUUUGACCAGACCUGCAGACUUUGGGAUCUCCGUCAGCGGAUCAACGGUCACCAGCCGUUGUUGACCGUUGACACUGGCAGUCUGAGUGUAAUGUGCUGCUUUGAUGAUUCGGACGAGUGGCUCCUUUGUAGCGGCGUAGAUGCUGCGCUGCGGCAGGUCUGCCUGCGGUCUUAUACCGUAUUUCCGCAAUCAUUUGCUAUUCCUCCUGUCAACGCUGAGACAAACUUUCGCCGCGCCGUCUAUCUGCAAGGGGGAAAGGAGUUCAUCACAGCCGGAACUGAGGAAGGGUUUUUCCGAGUUUUCAGUCGUCUUGGACGUGAUUUGGGUGUGGUUAGUCUCGAAGGGCUGCUCCGGCCAUUCAUCCGUGUCCGUUCAUCCCAUGGACUAGCAACACUCGCUGACCUCCAAGGAGAACUGCUGAACCUUCGCAUAUACUUACGGUCACACAUGGCGUUGGGACUGAGCGCCAUGAGUGAUGCUGCUUUGGCCACAGCUGCGGGCAUGAGUCGCAGCCCGGUCGCUACCGUGCUACGCAAUGCUCUAAGGCACCUUAGUGGAUGCCCUAUCCAACUUUUAGAUCGUGAAGUGCUCGAGAGAAUGCGCCAGGCUGUGGUUGCUCCGGGAGCUCCUUGGCUCAUUUCGCAGGAAGGAAUGCGAAAUCCUUCCAGUUUGUUUCAGGAGGCAGGCGCUGGGAGCCCAGAGAGCAGCAUUGUGGAAGAAUACGUGCAGUCGCUUAGGUCACACCCGCAGGAACGGAGACUUGUUGGUGCACUACUUGCAACAAAAGACCAAGUAGAGGCGGCUAAUGGAGAUUCUUCCUUUGUGGCAAUGUCAGAGCUACCAGCAACUAUGCUGGGAUAA